Molecule: messenger RNA, 558 nt
Organism: Cordyceps fumosorosea ARSEF 2679
Lineage: Eukaryota; Fungi; Ascomycota; Sordariomycetes; Hypocreales; Cordycipitaceae
Product: Acyl-CoA N-acyltransferase
Exons: 2
Coding region: 1-558 (185 amino acids)
Biological process (GO): protein acetylation
Molecular function (GO): N-acetyltransferase activity
Source: RefSeq, a predicted model, not a curated record
AUGUCCAACGGUGUCAUUCGUCAUGCUCGCAGGGAGGAUGUCCCCAUCAUCCUCGACCUGAUCCAGGCGCUCGCCGACUACGAGAAGGAGCCUCAGUCCAACAAGGCCACCGUCGAGUCGCUCAACAAGACCAUCGCCUUCGCGCCCUCCGGCGCGCCCUCCGACCCCAACACCACCGGCUACGUGCCCAACACCGAGGCCACCUCCGCCAGUCGGCCCGCGCGCUGCUUGCUGCUCGACAACCCCGAGGGCGAGACCGUCGCCAUGGCGCUGUACUUUUACAACUACAGCACGUGGCGCGCCUGCCCGGGCAUCUACCUCGAGGACCUGUUCGUGCGGCCGUCGCAGCGCGGCCGCGGCUACGGCAAGGCGCUGCUGGUCCAGCUCGCCAAGGAGGUCGUCUCCUUUGGCGGCGCCCGCCUCGAGUGGUCGGUGCUCAAGUGGAACGAGCCGAGCAUCAAGUUUUACGAGAAGAUUGGCGCGCAGGGCAUGCAUGAGUGGAUGACGAUGCGCGUCACCGACGACGGCCUGACCAAGCUUGCCGGCCUGCUGGACUGA